Messenger RNA from Arabidopsis thaliana (thale cress), 2347 nucleotides. Its product is annotated as Core-2/I-branching beta-1,6-N-acetylglucosaminyltransferase family protein. The record is from RefSeq and is marked reviewed. Lineage: Eukaryota; Viridiplantae; Streptophyta; Magnoliopsida; Brassicales; Brassicaceae. Gene Ontology annotation, molecular function: glycosyltransferase activity. Gene Ontology annotation, cellular component: membrane. The transcript is spliced from 11 exons. Bases 750 to 1934 code for a protein of 394 amino acids.
UUUUAUUUGAUCAAACCGAACCGCACCUGAAUCAGAUUCGAACUGAACCAAACCGAAUUGAACCUCUUUUCCAAAAGUCGAAAAAAUCAAACCGGAUUGAACAGAACUGGGGAAAAAAGAAUGUCCAUACCGAGACAUGAUUUUAGGCUACAUGAUUUCUAAAAUACAAUUACGAGUAGCCAAUUAAAAUAUUACACGUUUAAUUAAUCAGAUAAUAAUUCUUAUUAAUCACCUCAAAAAUAUUUACUUCCUGUUUUUGAACCGAAGAGACUUCUUCUUCUCCAUUCUUGCUUCUUCUUCCUCGUCUUCGUCGUCUUCUGUGUACAGACAUACCUCCAUUUUAUAGAGAGCGAGAAACAGAGAGAUCAGAAGAAGAAGAGGAGGACAAAAUUAUAGAAGGAAACGUUUCAAUGCGUGCAUAGAAAUCGAUUCUCAUAUACUCUGAGAGAUUCAUAUAGAAGUUUCUGUUAGUUCGUAGCUCUAAGUUCUUCGUUCGUUGAGAGCUUGGAAAAUUGUCGCGGAGUCUGUUUUUGUUCUCCUAGAUCUUUGGGUGGAAACAAACAAGCUCGCGAAGACGAGAACUCUCGCCGUAUUUGGGAUCUGGUUCCGUUUAGAAGAUUUUCCAGGUUUCGACUGGUUCUAGCUGCUAAGUGGAAUCGACUCAUUUUAGCUGAAGAAACUUGUUGGGAGUGGGUUAAAGGGAUAUUUGAGGCUGAGUUGUUGCAGUAUGCGAUAAAGGUUUUUAUGAGAUGAAGGCAAUUAAGGGAUGGCGUCUAGGCAAAAUUAAUUAUAUGCAGUCUUUGCCUGGGGCUCGCCAUCGUGCUCCUACAAGGAAGCCUAUAUGGAUCAUUGCAGUGCUUUCACUGAUAGCAAUGUUUGUAAUUGGUGCUUACAUGUUCCCUCAUCACAGCAAAGCGGCAUGUUAUAUGUUUUCAUCUAAAGGGUGCAAGGGGCUAACUGAUUGGCUUCCACCAUCACUGAGGGAAUAUUCGGAUGACGAGAUUGCAGCUCGUGUAGUUAUUAGUGAAAUUUUGAGCUCCCCUCGUGUUAUAAAAAAGAGUUCUAAAAUUGCAUUUAUGUUCUUAACUCCUGGUACAUUGCCUUUUGAAAAGCUAUGGGACCUCUUUUUCCAGGGUCAUGAGGGGAAAUUCUCUGUUUAUAUACAUGCAUCAAAGGAUACUCCGGUUCACACCAGUCGUUACUUUCUUAACCGUGAGAUUCGAAGUGACGAGGUGGUCUGGGGUAGAAUAUCAAUGAUUGACGCUGAAAGACGUUUGUUGACCAAUGCUCUUAGAGAUCCUGAAAAUCAGCAAUUUGUAUUACUCUCUGAUAGUUGUGUGCCACUUCGAAGUUUUGAAUACAUGUACAACUAUAUGAUGCACAGCAAUGUCAGCUAUGUUGACUGCUUUGAUGAUCCUGGUCCACAUGGAACGGGCAGGCAUAUGGACCACAUGUUGCCGGAAAUUCCAAGGGAAGAUUUUCGAAAGGGUGCACAGUGGUUCUCUAUGAAGCGUCAGCAUGCUGUAGUAACUGUGGCAGAUAAUCUUUACUACUCUAAAUUCCGGGACUACUGUGGGCCAGGUGUAGAGGGCAACAAGAACUGCAUUGCGGAUGAACACUAUCUGCCAACAUUCUUCUAUAUGCUUGAUCCUACUGGCAUUGCUAACUGGACUGUGACAUAUGUUGAUUGGUCUGAGAGAAAGUGGCAUCCAAGAAAAUACAUGCCUGAAGAUAUCACGCUCGAGUUAAUUAAGAACAUCUCGUCCAUUGACGCAGUUUCACGCGUAACAAGUGAGAAAAACGGAGUAGUAUCCUGGACGCAUUGCAUGUGGAAUGGAAUCAAAAGACCUUGCUAUCUCUUUGGAAGGAAAUUUCAUGCUGAUACUCUCGAUAAACUGAUGGAACUCUUCCCAAACUACACAAGCAUCGUGUAGGGCUUUCGAGCAAUUUUGAUUGAUUGAUGAAAUGCAAUGCCAAGGAGGUAUUCUUUUGACUCGGAUUCUUUGGCCAACGUUCAGUUAUACCCAUGAAUCAAACUAAAACUUUUAGGCAAUAUCAUGGAACCCCUAGAAGCUGUAUCUCACUGUAAAGUCCUUUUACGAGCAGAGAAAAUCCGAAAUCGUGUGAUCUUUGAGAAAGCUUAGGAAGUAUUUGGGGUUUUGUCAUUUUGGUUGGGGACGUUGGGACAUUUUUAACUCAUCUGUUGUCACUACAUCUCAUUGUUAUUUAUAGAAUUUUCAGAGUGCUUUUUUGUUUUUCUCUCUUUUUGUUGGAGCACUUUGUUGAAUAUGAAAUGAAAACAAGAUAUGAGGCUUAUACAGUUUAAAAAAAGCUGGGCAUUUUGAUC